This is a messenger RNA of Protopterus annectens (West African lungfish), 966 nucleotides long. RefSeq names its product anthrax toxin receptor 2-like. The transcript has 6 exons. The record is from RefSeq and is a predicted model, not a curated record. Lineage: Eukaryota; Metazoa; Chordata; Ceratodontiformes; Protopteridae. The coding region runs from base 415 to 966 and encodes 183 amino acids.
UAAGGGGUGGAGAUGAAAAGGGAACACUGUAGCACUUUGCAUGUUUGCAACCUUUAUUUCCGUUACACAUUUAUUUCUGUGUUUUUCCCAGUAGGUUAACCGCCAUAAUACGUUCUGGUUUAGUAAUGGGGCAAAGUAAACUAAGUUUACCGCUCAUGUACUAUUAGUUGUAGUUGUUGAGAUCUCGAACCUUAUCUAGGUGGUGCUGUCUGCCGUGAUUGGAGCUAAGCUAAGUAAAGUUAUACCACCGGCAAAAGAAGAAGCUAGCCACGGUUUGUUAACUAAAUAUUGCGGCGAGGACUGGCCGGAGAGUCGAUUUCCUCCAUUUCCUAUUACAGCGCUCUUCUCAAAUCUAAGGUCCCCAUUACUUCAGCUGGUGAUCAGCAUUCGGGGCUCACUGUGUUCACGGUAGAGAUGAAGCAGUGCCGUCGAGUACUUUUGUACUUCAUCAUCCCCCUAUUUAUGGUCCAGGGAUCUUGGGCAGAACAGCUGUCUUGUAAGGGAGCGUUUGACAUGUAUUUUGUUUUGGACAAGUCUGGGAGCGUGUCUGAAAACUGGCAUGAGAUCUAUGAUUUUGUCGAGAAGCUCACUGAAAGAUUUGUCAGCCCAUUAAUGAGAUUGUCCUUCAUUGUAUUUAGCUCAAAGGCUGACAUUGUGAUGAAACUAACAGGAGACAGAGCUGAGAUUAAAAAUGGCCUUCAGAGAUUGAAGAAUGUGAACACAGGAGGAGAAACAUAUAUGCACGAAGGAAUUAAAGCAGCCAAUGAACAGAUUGAGAAGGCUGGAGGUCGCAGAACUGCCAGUAUUGUGGUGGCUCUGACAGAUGGGGAGCUACUGGAUUCGUUGCCACAUUAUGCUAUACAGGCGGCUGAUCGUGCAAGAGAAUUAGGUGCUAGAGUGUACUGUGUUGGAGUUAAAGAUUUCAGUGAAGACCAGGUGAGAUUCAGUUGUAAACUGAAAGACUAA